GUUACCCAAAUUUUUAGAGCGCUGGUACUGAAGUAGAAAUGUCUACGAUCAUCUGGCACAUGCGUAACAACCAUGUAAACACCUGCAGACUUUAGUUAGUAUGCGUGCAUGUAGGCUACUUCCAUCUUUUGCACCUGCCUUUGGUCAUGAGCAAACACGUGUGUACGUGUUGCAUGCAUACUAACGGAAAUUCGGCAGUUAAUUACAUGGUUUUACGCAUGUGGCAAGUGAUAGAAAUGUAAACUUCAGCACUGUGCACAAACAAAAUGUGUAAUCCAUACUUUCCUGCGGGUAUGUCUCAAAUUGGGAGCGGCUGAAGGACAAACUGUACAGCCAACAGCUAGAUGGUCGGGAGUAAGUCCUUCAUUUCUGACCUGCACUCAAAAUAUGCAGAAAAGACAUGGAAUGAGACCUUUAAACUGGUUCGUAGGUGUAUGGACAAAUCGAGAGGUGACACCAAACCCUGUGAACCACUGAUUAGGUGUCUGAAAAUACUCCAUGAAGCACUGAAUGUGUCGUCUUUGAGCGCCAUGGUAUCACGGUUGGAGAUAAUGGCCAAACAGAGAGGGAUGGGGUCCCACCUGAGCCCCACUGAGACAACCUGUUACCUCACAGCUGACAUGUUCUACCUAGAGGUCCUACUGCUGCCUGGGGGAGAGGUGGAUGAUGUGAAGUUGGCCCAACAUGGAGAAGCCCCUGUGUCAAGCGAGUCACUUCUUCAACUGCUAAAGUCGAAGAAGUUCGAAGAAUUCUCAGUGAAACUGAAAGGCCUUUCCUCCCUGUACAACAUCCCUGGAGACAAUGAGACCAAGAUCAAGGUCUACACAGCCCUUCAGUUCUUGGGGAAAGAUCUACAGAAGAUAUCCCAUUUGCCAAGAGCAUUAAGGGAGUGCAAUCUUCAAGUGGACAUGAUUCUCAAUGGCAGGAUUGGCUAUCUUACGGCAGGGAGCGAAGGUAUCCCAAUGACUAUCCAAUACUACAUCAGCCCUUCUGACAUUCUGUUGGAGAUGUCCGAUUCAGAAAGGGGCAGUGUUGGCCAGUUGGCCUUGGUGACAGUGGGGCCAACUGACUGUACACACAAGCUCCAGAUGGCAUCUGUCAUCCCACAACCACCUCAGCUUGACGCUCAGGGUCUACCAUUGUUCAGUCCUCUCUGUGAGGUGCUCUCUGAAAUUAUGCCAGCCUGCUUCCAGCUCAAACUGCAGCCACCCCUACCAAUGCUCUCUUCCUUUGUUGAGAAGCUCAGCCAAAUUACAGAUGUUGCCAUAGCUGAUGCUGACCUGCAGUGGGCAUCUUUUCCCCAGUUGAUGAUGACCUUAUUAGGGGAGAAUGGUGGCAACAAAACAUGGAAUGGCCAAGAUGCCCACUUUCUAGUGCCCCUCCCAGGUAAAGAGAUACACAGCUAUGUGCUGCCGGGGGCUGCAUGGGAAGAAGCUGCUCUGAGGGGGGCGCUGAUGAGUACCAUUCCCUUUACCCACCCUGCCCAUGUCCCUGCCCUACUGGAGCUGCUCCGCCACCAGUGUGCAAUUAACACUCUACUGGCCAGCUGCAUUACCUCUCUCAGGCCUAGCCCAGGUCCAGUGUGUGACCUAUACUGCGAAGUCCUCCCUGAGUCAGGUUCCAGCCUCUCUGUGACCUUUCACCUAUCUGACAGCGACUCUCUAUCUGUUUUGCUGGUGAAUGUGGCAGACUCCCGGAAGCUCACCUGCAGUCUGUUUGCAGUGGGGUCAGAGUCAGAAUCCAUGGAUGAAUAUGUCUCCAGAGUCCUAAAGAGAUGUAUGUCUAUUCCUGUGACCAUGCGUGCCUUGAAUCGGCGGCUGUCCAAGAGGACCUGUGGAGAACCUCUACCUGCAUGCUCCACCACCAUAUCCACUGCAGAUGUCAGCCCUGCUUCUCCUCUCCCCAUGUCCUGUGAGGCUGAUGGCAGUCUCUCUUCUGGCUCUGGCCUGGAGUCCAUUGGCAUCCCUACUACCUCCUCUGCCGUGUUCUCCCAGGAUGCAAUGGGGCUGGAUACCACGGCGGCAGAGUCUGCCUUCUGUAUGUCUGUUGCUGAAGUCAAUACAAACCCUACUGCCAACCCUUACCCCUGUGCCUCGGUGUGUAUGUAUUCACAUUGGAUGCACAACAACCAUCUCCCAGAACUUAUCUAGUCAGUUUAAUGCGUGACCCUCAAAGGGGUUCAAAUGUUUACGUGAUAUUUUUAUUGGAAUGGUUCUAAAAAAUAAAGCCUUUUGACC
Messenger RNA from Oncorhynchus gorbuscha (pink salmon), 2237 nucleotides. RefSeq lists its product as uncharacterized. Gene Ontology annotation, biological process: cellular response to thyroid hormone stimulus; regulation of transcription by RNA polymerase II. Gene Ontology annotation, cellular component: mediator complex. Gene Ontology annotation, molecular function: nuclear vitamin D receptor binding; transcription coregulator activity; nuclear retinoic acid receptor binding. The record is from RefSeq and is a predicted model, not a curated record. NCBI's taxonomy places the organism in Eukaryota, Metazoa, Chordata, Actinopteri, Salmoniformes, Salmonidae. Bases 345 to 2150 code for a protein of 601 amino acids. The transcript has 17 exons.